Messenger RNA from Wyeomyia smithii (pitcher-plant mosquito), 2718 nucleotides. RefSeq names its product solute carrier family 52, riboflavin transporter, member 3-B. Gene Ontology annotation, biological process: riboflavin transport. The coding region runs from base 740 to 2347 and encodes 535 amino acids. Gene Ontology annotation, molecular function: riboflavin transmembrane transporter activity. Gene Ontology annotation, cellular component: plasma membrane. NCBI's taxonomy places the organism in Eukaryota, Metazoa, Arthropoda, Insecta, Diptera, Culicidae. The transcript is spliced from 4 exons. The record is from RefSeq and is a predicted model, not a curated record.
UUAUUUAUUGUAGGAAGAAAGAAUUGUAGGGGCUACUUUUCUAUAGUUUCCACAACAAGCAAACGAACAGAAAGUGCCCCAACGUGAGAAGGAAAGGUCAACCAAUCAAUUGAUACCUCAGUUAGUUUCGAUUAGUUUUAAUCAACAAACGCUCGAGAUAGUGACAGACGGUACCGGCUUUGUGUGUUCAAAACUACAACCCGUCGUCAAUCGUCAAUGGCAGACCGAAAAUAGACGGAAGAACGUUUUUCCUUCGCAGACGAAACUCUGGCCUUCAUUCAGUGCAGCAAACACGGCGCUUCUGACACGUUUCGGUUUUCAGCAAAAUAAGCUGUGAAGAAUAAUAAUUUCGUGGAUUGUUGUAACAAAACAGUGUUAACUCUACUUGUUGCAGCGGCAGCAUGCCGGAAGGAUUAUUGGUAGCAGCAGCAAGAACGUGUGACGUGGGUACCGUUAUCUGCCGUGGAUUGAUUAGCCGACUGUAACAUUAGGUGAGCGAUGCGUCAGUAGCGAGAAAGCAGUUUCCGUGUUGAAAAGAAAGCGGUUCUAUCUACCCUCAUUCCGUCUGUGGUAUGACGUACGAUUGAUUGACUGCAAAAACUGCACUACGGGAAGAGCGCCCAUUUUGGUGAUACCUCUUAUCUGAUUCGUCGAUAGACAUCCCAAUGCCGGCGGAAGAUUAAAAUAAUACUCUACACUUAAAACAGAGAGGUGCUAGUAGAAAAGUGUGUAAAUCGGCAUGGCCAGGAGCCGGCCAUCUAACGCGGUAUCAGCAGCAGCUGCCGGUGGAGGUAGACCCGCAGGGGUUGGUAGCGGUGGUGUUAGCGGUUACGACCAAAUUCCCUCCAGUGCCGAGGUGGCUUCAGUCGAUCCACGAUACCCGCGAGAUGCAGGAGGUCCGACAAGCAGCUCGAGUGCCGCAGCCAAAGCCGCUGUAGACAGCGACGCUUUCGUUACAAGUCCAUCAUCGUCGGCGCUGACCGAAAGUUACUACCUGCUGCAGAAAUCGACCGCCAUGACGCACAAGGCCAGGGCUGGAGGCCUUCGGGAGACCUUCCGGAACCGGAGCGUUCUGGUGGAUCUGCUCGCGAUCCUGUUCGGCAUCAGUGCCUGGAUUGGGGUGAACUCGAGCUUCGUGCAGCUGCCGCUGCUUGUGAGCAGCGCCCCGGAGGGCUGGAAUCUGCCCUCCUACAUGGUGAUUAUGACCCAAAUUGGGAACAUCGGUGCUCUGCUGUACACGGCAGUGCAAAAGUGGAAAGUCGCUCGGGAUUCGUACAUCAUCUACGGGCUGCUAGUGAUAGGAAGCGUGGGCUCGAUUUGUAUGGCGUUUCUUUAUCAGAGUACAGCGUACCUGUUCGGUGCCGAGCGGUCUGUUGCUAUGCUGGCGUGUGUUUUUGCCCUCGCGCUGGUCGGUUGCACGAGUUCCGUACUUUUCAUGCCGUACAUGGGACGCUUUCGGGAUGUCUAUCUAAUUACCUACCUGAUCGGUGAAGGUCUUAGUGGAUUCGUGCCGAGCAUCGUGGCGUUAAUACAAGGUGUCGGCGGCAACGCCGAGUGCAUUCCAAACAAUUCGUCCGAUCCGAAUGCGCCAGAGUUCAUCAGUUACACUCCACCGCCCCGGUUUGGCUCGAUGGAGUACUUCAUUUUCGUUUUUGCGGUAUUCAUCGUCAGCACAGUGGCAUUCACUGUCCUGGACAACCACAAACGUUGCCACCAGGAGUAUGCGGCCGUCGUCAUCAGCCAUGGGAAUGACUACACUUAUGAGCACGGGCAACAGUCGGCGGAAACGCCCACCCCGACCGACAAACCCAACGUGAAGCUCGAAAAGACUAAAAUUCUCUCGAAUCGCAACUACGCAUAUCUUAUGAUACUGUUGGGCAUACUGUGCACCUUCGGGAACGGAAUCUUCCCUAGUGUGCAGUCGUACUCGUGCCUGCCGUACGGUAACGUGGCCUACCAUCUGACGGUCACGCUUAGCACCAUGGCCAAUCCGGUGGCCUGUUUUAUGGCGCUUUUCCUGCCCCACACUUCGAUACGGGCCAUCAUCUCGAUUUCGCUACUGGCCGCUGUAUUCACGGUGUACGCUCUGGCGACGGCCUUCAUGAGUCCGAGCCCACCGCUGGUGGGUUUACCUUCCGGGGAGGUUCUAGUGAUUCUCACCUGGACCAUUCUGAUCGGGUUGGUCAGCUACGUUCGGCUAUCGAUAACCACCGUUUUCCGUUACCAGGGAGGCCGAUCGCUUGUGUGGGUUGGAGCCGUCACCCAGAUUGGCUCGCUGCUCGGGUCGAUCCUAUCGUUUACGUUGGUCAACUUUACCGAUCUGUUUCAACAGUACUAUCCGUGCUGAAGCCUCUACAAUUGUAUUGUUAAGCGUUGUGUAACAAGAGCCUUGACCGACAACUGCAUUUAGAGUUUUACUAGGGUUUUCAAAUUACUUAUUCGCGGUUCUAUUUAUAAUUAGAUUUUGCGUUGACUAUUGUGGAACUUAAAAUAAUUGUGUAGAACAGUAGGAGAGAAUUUUCUGUUGCUCGUUUGUGUAGCUACUAGGUUUAAAUGAAAUACUACCACUAUUGUUUUGUUUUAUCGUUAGAUUGCACCCUCGUUUCGCUAUAGGUAAAUUAUUGUGUGACUUCGCACUUUUCAUUCGUUAAACACAGAUAAUUUUGUGUUGUCGUUUCGCCUGAUUUGAAUAUCAUUAAAUAUACGAGACAAAUGUGA